GGCUUAGAUGGUCGUCGCGGAUUGGCUGCUCAUAUCUCGGCUGUAUGUUGUUGUCCUGUCUGACUCUCCAGUCAUAUGACUCAACGCCCUUCUUCCUUUUAAUUUUGUCAUUUCAAUGGGAUGUUGUUGCAGCACCGACCAGGAGAACAUAUCUCAGGAUGGUGAAGUGAAUGAGAGAACCCAGUUAUUAGGUGAUCCAGUCAGCAACAAUUACCCAAUCAACGCAAGCGCCAGUGACUAUGGCAAUCACUACUCAACUUCUGCCAAUCAGAAAUCAGAUGAACAGUCGGCCCUUAAUCGAAUCCUUCAGCAGACUGCGAGUAACAUAAUAGAUGUUGGUGCCCUUGAGUGCCACACCUUAGAACAGCAUGAAUACAUAGAGAGAGUGCGAACCUAUAACCAGAGGCUUCAGGUUCUCUUCUACAAAGUCCCUCAAAGACCCAAUGUUGAGCGACAACUCCUCUGUGAUGUUCCUGCCGCUGAAAGAAUAUUAUCUUCUCAACCAAUAUGUUCAUCUGAUUUAAAUAUGAUGAUCACAUCAACCCAGAAGAUUGUAGCAGCCUUGGCCCAAGUCAAGGUGGACCACAAGGAGGACUUGGUGGUCCCCUUCGGCAUCCCUUGACACUCUUACAGCCAGCCUUCUUAUGCUGAUCAUGCCGCUACUGCUGUCGCCCUCUUCCGACGUCUUGUUUACAUAUUCACUCCAUCUGGGCCUAUAGCUUCUCCAUACACUCCUAUUAUGACAUAAGUUUGUUUGUCAUUUUGUGAUUUCAGGUUUUCUCCUUUUUUUCUAUUGAGAUGGCGGGAGUGUCAAAUUGUAAUCGGUAUAUUAUUCUUUUGAUUUUGGGAUUUCUUAGAUGUAUAUUUUCAGCAGCAAUAUACAGAUUACAGUGCAUAUGUUACUGCUUGACAAAAAAAAAGGAAAGUUUGAGUGAAAACAACAUAAUGUAUGAGUGUGGUGAUAUAAAAGUGUCCGUUCCUGAAUGGCUCAGUCAUGUUAUCCUUGUGUGAUGUCUAUUCUUUUGUGCUAAAGUAUAUUCAUAGACUUUGUUAACUAUUUAUGAAGCUAAUUGCAGCACAGAAAGCAUAUUAUGUAGUUAUAAACUCAUUGUGUCUGAAUAGGAUUGAAAUUUCAGUCCUCAGUCUAGUGAGAAUGUUUAUAAUAAAAUGUAUCAAUUUUA
Penaeus chinensis is the source of this 1181-nucleotide messenger RNA. It is a transcript of the gene Lamtor1, whose product is annotated as ragulator complex protein LAMTOR1-like. The coding region runs from base 116 to 622 and encodes 168 amino acids. Gene Ontology annotation, biological process: cholesterol homeostasis; lysosome organization; positive regulation of TOR signaling. The transcript is spliced from 6 exons. The record is from RefSeq and is a predicted model, not a curated record. NCBI's taxonomy places the organism in Eukaryota, Metazoa, Arthropoda, Malacostraca, Decapoda, Penaeidae. Gene Ontology annotation, molecular function: guanyl-nucleotide exchange factor activity; molecular adaptor activity. Gene Ontology annotation, cellular component: lysosome; Ragulator complex; membrane raft.